Messenger RNA from Nerophis ophidion (straightnose pipefish), 5501 nucleotides. RefSeq names its product proline-serine-threonine phosphatase-interacting protein 1-like. Gene Ontology annotation, biological process: actin filament polymerization. The record is from RefSeq and is a predicted model, not a curated record. NCBI's taxonomy places the organism in Eukaryota, Metazoa, Chordata, Actinopteri, Syngnathiformes, Syngnathidae. Bases 118 to 1329 code for a protein of 403 amino acids. The transcript is spliced from 15 exons. Gene Ontology annotation, molecular function: actin filament binding. Gene Ontology annotation, cellular component: actin filament; plasma membrane; cytoplasm.
CUCACUGGUCGUCAGGAAGUUUAGAACCAACCGUGAGUACACAGACCUCUAAUUAUCUGACUCGGAGCCCCAAGUUUGUAUAUUUUUAUUUACUUCAUAGUUAAGAGACUAUAGAAGAUGACAUGUGUGAUGUUCAGAGACGCUUUUUGGGGGUCAGAUUUUACCUGCCACGCAGGCUAUGAGGCUAUGGUGCAACGUUUACGGGAUGGAAGACAGAUGUGCAAAGAUGUGGAAGAACUUUUAAGGAUGAGGGCAGCAGCAGAGGAAAAGUAUGGCAGGGAAAUGGUGACCAUUGCCCGUAAAGCUGGAGGACACGCAGAAAUAAGCACUUUGAAAGCUUCCUUCCAACAAUUAAAAACACAAAUUGAGAACAUGGGACAUUUUCAUAUCCAAAUGUCUGAGGCAAUGAAAGAGGAAGUGAAAAAGAUUGAGGCAUUCAGAGAGCGACAAAAAGAGCAGAGAAAAAAGUUUGAAAGCAUCAUGGAGAAGUUGCAGAAGAAAAAGGUGUCCAUGUUCAAGAAAACAAUGGAGUCAAAGAAGAUCUAUGAGGUGCGAUGCAAGGAGGCGGAUGAGGCUGAGCAUACAACAAAGACAGCCAUUGCAGCCAAACAAGGAGAAAAGGUGCACCACAGGGCCAAACAUUGCAGACGGGCAGCGUGUGAAGCAGAGUGUUCCUACUUGACCAACAUCACCCUGCUGGAAAGCAUUCGCCAGGACUGGGAGGAAACACACAGAAGCACGUGUGAGGUGUUCCAGCAGCUGGAGGCCGAUCGCAUUGGCGUGCUCAGGUGUACCUUGUGGGACCACUGCAAUCACAUCUCUAUGCAAUGUGUCAAAGACGACGAGUUCUAUGAGGAGGUGAGGAAGCAACUGGAGCACUGUGACAUCACCGCUAUCAACAAUUGUUUCAUAGAGAUGAAAAGGACGGGUUUGCGUCCACCAGAGCCUGUUGAAUUUGAGAGCUAUUACCAGAGGGAGACGUCUGCAGAUGGAACUGGCCAAGCCCGCCCAGCACAAGGCGUACUGAGGAGACGCUCUGAUCCUCUACUGGGAGCUUCUGUAGGAAUAAACGGGCCUAAAAGACAGCUUUCAAUAUCACCAUGUAGUGGAGAAAAUAAGACAUCGGAUGGGUCAUACGCAUCACUGCCAACCCUGGAUGAGGACACCUACUUUGUGCUUUAUAACUACACCGCACAGGGGGAAGAUGAACUGACCGUCCGCAGAGGUGAUGUGGUCCAGGUCCUGGAGAGAGGAGAGGACGGCUGGUGGACGGUGGUAGGACACGGGCAGAGGGGAAUCGUGCCUGGAAACUAUCUGGGAAAACUGUGAAUAAACUUGUAGGGAAGGUCAAGUGAAACCCAAACAUGGGAUACAAGAAAACAUACAAGUCAAAUAUACUGUAAGAAAAUAUUAUUUAUGGUUCAUAACCACUUGUCCCCUUAGAAUAAAAUAGAAUAUAUCUUUAUUUUCAUUGUACAUUGUACAACAAAAUUGUAUGCAAACUAAUUUAGUGCAAAAAUCAUACAUAAAAAAUAAGAACAAUGAUAAAUACAUAAAAUACAUAAAAAUACCAAGCAUACAGCUCACAUGCACAGUCAUUAUUGUUACCUUGUGUUCAGCGACACUAUUGCUCUUGGGUAAAAAGUGUUUUUAAAACGGUUUGUCCGGCAAUUUAUCGCCCUGUAUCUCCUGCCUGAGGGCAUCAGUUCAAAAAGUUUAUGUCUAGGGUGAGAUGGGUCCUUUAUGAUGUUUUGGGCCUUUUUUUGUCCCCUUUAAAAGGGAACAAUAUUCUGUCGUUUUACUUUGAAAUGAAAUAAUUUCGAUGUUACUUUAGUAGUGAUGGCGGACCAGCCAAGGAACUGGCCAUGUUGAGUUAGCGUUAGUAUUGGUGCUAAUGUUAUUGUUCCAGAGAUAGUGUGCGGCCUUUGUACAGUAUUUACUGCACACAAAGACGGUCAGACAAUGUUUAACACUCUGGGGACAUUCAAGUUUAAUUAUAUCCGAAGCCAAAAGUUUUUCAGGACCGUAAAAAAGUGUUUUUUUGGUUGUUGUUUUUUAUUUCUUUUGCUCAAAAUUUUCAAUAAAAAUCAGUCCAAAGAGUGGCGGGCCGUGCGUUUCUCACCUAGGCCUUCAGUGAUGUCCUAAUUUAUGUCACCAGAUGGACACGGCUGAAGAUACUACACAGAAACAUACUUGCACGCUACUACACAUUGAACCCCCUCAACAGUGUACAAAAGGGUCUAUUUCUCCGCGCAUUUAACAUUCAAUAAACCUGCUUCAGCAAUAUCUUACAUGGUACUGUCGAAAUUAAAAUAAUGGUAUAAAACAAAUGGAAUAUGAAAAAGUUAAAUAUUUGAACUCAUAAUUUGUAGCACCCAUCCGAUGCCGUACAAGCCAGUGGUACCGUCGGAGACGGUGAAAGUGGCGAGUAAACCAUUCGACGCCGGUGUUGUGCUAAAAUGUGAUUGCUUGCCAAAAAUGUAUUUCCUUCGUCGGAGCGCAGAAUGCUCGCUAAACCUGCAUUGCUUGGCUUCGUCUGUCCACAGCGGAUUACUAGGUGUAAGACAAACACUUUAUCUUGGUGGUUAUUGUAGCGGUGAGUUUCCUGUAGUUUUGUAUGGCUCGUAUGGUUCCGGUGCCACUUCCUGUUUUCACAACUUGUGACUGGAUACUCACUUGGGACUCCCGAGCAUCCAAUCACAGCAUUAGGCCAGCUAGAAGGCCCUACUGACAACAACUUGGAUCUGAUUGGCUAUCGCAAUUGUCAGCAUUGGAAGGAGCAUAUUUUGACAUGAAGAGAAUACUUUUAGAUAUUUAGGGAAAGUAAAUAAAAAAAUACUUUUAUCUUUAAUUAUGAUUAUGAUUUCUAGUUAUGUUAGGCCAACAGAGAAGGCCUUGCUGGCCCUGACGGCACACCACUGAGUCCAAACGCGUCUCGGAUGUUGUCAUUCAUCCAGGUCAUUGUAUUCUCAGGGCAUUCAAUCGAUGGCAACUGGACUGUUUGGUUAACCUUUUGUCUCUCAACAGUUUGUAUGGUUCACUUGAUCCGACCAAUUUAAGUCUAGACGUCCUCGAAGACCAACCAAACAGUUCAGUCCUAAACAAAAUGAUCAAACAUAUAAUUUUUUGAAAAGUUUAUGAUGUUAUGCAAAUGCAUACUAACUGACAACUGUAACAUCAUUUGAUCAAAAAGCAUUUAAAGGGUUGAAAUGAAAAUGUAUAACAGUACAUGUUUUGUAGGGGUUCUCCCAAAAAAAAUUCACGUCCAAAUUGGGAUUUUUUUUUAAAUUCAAUUUCUAAUUCGAUUCAUAAGUUUUCAAAAAUCUUUUUUUUUUUCAUAUUUAAAAGAAAUACAUCUAGGAAUCAAUUUUUGCAUUGAAAUACAUUAAACAACUAUAGAUAGUAUUCAUAUUUUUUUUAUUACUGAUACUGUUCCUCUCAUUUAAGUUGUUUUGUAUGUCUUCCCAAUUGCUUUGUAAAUUUCUAUCCUAUUUAAUGUAACGCUGGGUUUGGGUUGGAUUUGUUUUAUUCCCUUUUAUUAGACUCUUUAAUAUUCUGUGAUUUUUGUAGGGUUGUAGGGCUGUUUUGAAAAGGUUUUAUCAUAAACUAUAUACCAAAUAAUAUACAAAAAUCCUGAAUGGAAUAGUCACCCCAAAUAUGGAAAAUAAAUCAAAUCGUGAGGUGCCUAAAAAAUCCCACCUCUAAUUUUUGGUAUUUUUGUUAUAGGACAUAUGUUGAUUAAAGAGAUUUGAGGAAAAAAGUAUUAAUAAAAAAUGUUUUGAUGCCAUUUGAAAAAUUUACUUUAAUGUCCAAUUAGGCUCUGGGAUAUUGUACACCUGUUUCGCACGUGUGAAAUAAUUGGACAUUGAACUCUUUGAAUGCAGUAUGAUAAAAUACCGAAAAAUCCUGAUUGAGUAGCAAUAAAAAAUAUGGCCAAAAUACAGCAAUCAUGAACUGAAAUGACAAAAAAAGUCAGCCUUUGUCCCUCAGGGUUAAAUAACUUUUAUCAUUAUAGACACCCUGUCUUAAAAUAAUCUCUUAUUCAAUCACCUGAAAUGCAAGAAAAUAACAAUUUAUUGUGACACGGGAAGUCACUAAAAGUUGUUUUUACUACAAAACACACUGACAGCAAAUAAUACAUGACACCUGUAAAGCUGAGGUCUAGGAAUUAAAGAUAAACAAAGCUGGCAAAUAUUUAAUUAAACAUUGUCCCGUUAAGAAAUAGAAAUUGGAAAAAACUAAUGAAUUGUUUUUGCAAACUAAUACACAGAGCACUACUCUAUAAGGAAAACACUUAAAAGAUACAUUAAGGAACAACUAACCGAGUUUAAUUUUAAGACCCAUUUAGCUCUCACUGUCGGAUCUAAAAAUCCAUACAUUUUGUCCUGUGUCAAAGUUAGCUUAGCAAAUUUGAAAACAAUGCUUUUCUUGGAUUUUCUCAAGCUGCUGUAUGCACCUCCAGUGGCAAUAUUUAAUACUGCAAUACAUUUUCACCUCAUUAUGUAAUAACGUCACAUUUUUUAGCAUCCAAAAUACAGCAUAUUAUAAAAUAUGCUGUAUUUUGUAACACAUUUCUUGGACGCAUUAAUUAGAUAAACUAUCACAUGUUAAAUGUUUAAAAAAACAUGAAAUUGGUUGAAUUUUUUCUUUCUGUUUCAUAUUUGCAUUAGUGUGUUCUGUUCUUACUAUCAUGUAAAGUAAUCUUUUGUUCCUCGCUUUUAAAUUUGUUGCAGACAUGACUUAGAUAAAUGAAUUUCCGCAUAGUACAAAUUAUUAAUUAUAAAUUGAUAAUUUUUAUAGCUGGAGCUUGUAUUGUGGCCAAUCGGUGACCACAAUACUGAACAGCAUGCUCUGAUUGGUUUGGUCUCAUGUAGGUGGCCAAUACUUCUGUAGUAUUGAUAAUUUUAGUUUAUUUAGCCACGUUUAAGCUUGAAAACGCUUAACUCAGGACAAGAAUUAUUAUAAUAUACUUUAAAAAUUCUGCAACGUAGUGAAAACGCAAUAUUACAAGCGCAAUAUGGGGAGGGUUGGCUGUAUAGUACAGUAUCGGCAUCCCUGAGUAUUCUAACAUUUUAGUGCGCAUCCCUUUUCUAACGUCAGUAAUACUUCAUUAGUGUAACUUUUGCUUGCACAUUCUCCAUUAUGAUCAGUCAGUGAUGUAUUGUAUAAUGCACCAAAUUGUUAGCCUUUUUUUAACUAAAAAAAAAAAAGUGCAAUAACCAUUGCAUAAUGUAAGACGUUACCACAAAAUGUGUCAAAGCUCAUUAUAAAAUGCAUUCAAGAAUAGUAUUACUAAAUGCGGCGUAAUUGCAUGAUGAGGUAAAAAUGUACUACAUAAUUACAUACAGUAAUGCACCAUUGUUACAUAUUGUGUUGUUAUUCACCUCCCAGUUUUGAAACCCUUGUGCUAAGCCUUUAAAUGUGUAUUUUAGAAAAAAAAAAAAAACAUAAAAAAGUACACCGCACACUGUACAAAAUGAAGGUGUGUUGCUGAGUCUGAC